Messenger RNA from Solea solea (common sole), 1792 nucleotides. RefSeq names its product nudix (nucleoside diphosphate linked moiety X)-type motif 6 (gene nudt6). The record is from RefSeq and is a predicted model, not a curated record. The transcript has 5 exons. Lineage: Eukaryota; Metazoa; Chordata; Actinopteri; Pleuronectiformes; Soleidae. Gene Ontology annotation, molecular function: ADP-ribose diphosphatase activity; NAD binding; NADH pyrophosphatase activity. Bases 109 to 1071 code for a protein of 320 amino acids.
UCGAGGGCGGAGUCUUGCGUAACCGCAGCGUACUGUACGCACUGGACGUACUGGACACGGGACAAAUUCACCCUUUCACACCGAACGUUGUUUUAUUUAAUCGCCAAAAUGGCUGCUGGUUCAUGUGUUUACAAACUUUUGCCGCUGCUCAGGGGACGCUUUUGCAGUGGAACGUCUUCUGGUGCCACACGCUCAGCUGUCCGUGCGUUCUCGCGCACGAACAUUCGUUCCCAGUUGCCCAGAGCGGGGGGCGCCGGUGCCGUAAACGCUCUGACGGGGGAGGUGGACCGGUUCGGCGGAGUCACCGUGAACCUGGAGGCCGCCGGUUUACCCGCGGACAUCAGCGACAGUUUAUUCGGCAGAUUAUUGCGAGAGUCUCUGGUGCAGUGGAAAGCAGAGGGAAAGGUAGCAGUGUGGCUCCGGGUUCCCAUCUCACUGAGUCGAUGUGCCGCCGCAGCUUCCGCUCACGGCUUCACCUUCCACCACGCCAGACACCACCACGCCGUCCUCGCUCUGUGGCUGGGAGACGGCGAGAGCAGACUGCCGGGGUUUGCGACUCACCAGGUCGGCGUGGCAGGUGCCGUCGUGGAUGAAUCCAAUGGGAAAGUUCUCGUCGUCCAAGACAGAAACAAGACAAAGAACGCUUGGAAGUUCCCCGGUGGUUUGUCCGAUCCUGGAGAAAACAUCGGAGCCACGGCUGUACGGGAAGUGUUGGAGGAAACGGGCGUUCGCUCCGAGUUCCGGUCUCUGCUCAGCGUCCGGCAGCAGCACGACCACCCCGGCGCCUUCGGCAUGUCGGACAUGUACGUCAUCUGCCGCCUCAGCCCGCUCACCUACGACAUCCACUUCUGCACGCAGGAGUGUCUGCGCUGCGAUUGGCUGGACCUCGCUGACCUCGCCCACACGGACGACACCACGCCCAUCACCUCGCGCGUCGCCAAGCUGCUGCUUCACGGCCUCGAGCGCGGCUUUGACCACGUGGACCUGACCAUGGAGGAGCUUCCUGCCGUCUACUCUGGGAAGUUCUACCAGCUCUAUCACAGACGGCUUCCCCCGACACGAGAACGCUAACUCACGACGGUCCGCGGUCCUCGUGUUUGAAGAUUACGACGACGACGACGACGACGAGUGGUGAAGAAAACGGUGCAAUAGACAGAAACUGAUGUUCCUCAGACGCUGCAGAGUUUUAACAGAGCUGAGAGCACAGCUCAAACCAGCUCAAACCAGCUCAAACCAGCUCAGUCCAGCUCAGUCCAGCUCAAAGCAGCUCCGUGACCUGCCGCAUGUUCCCAUACGCACAAACCUUUAAUGUUCUCCUCGAAGCAAACCUCAUCCCUGUGAAUAUUUCUGAAUAUGAGUUCACACAGCACUGAUUAAUCCUCCUCCAUCAGCUCCACGUGACUCACUUUGUUUACGCGGCCAUGUUGGCAGCCGUCGGGAGGUCGCGUUAGUUUGAGCAAUAAGCUCCGCCUCCCCUGGAGUGUGGACAUUAUUCCACACCUGCGACAUCAUCUUCCACUCUCUCUGAUAAUCUGGUCCUCGACACUGACAGGUACAAAGCGCGGCGACGGUUAUAAAUGAAGCCGAAAUAGCGUUGUUUUGAUUCAGCUACCGGCGCUCUGUAGAUCACUCCUGCACACAGGAAGUGAUGCGUUUUACAUCACAACGCUACACAACACACGAGUGAAGUGAGACAAACGGCUCCAAAGGUUUUUGGAGGUCACGCCUCGAGGUGGUGCUAAAUACUCAGAAUUCCUCAUGGGGGCGACAGAGGCACCGGGAUUUAACGCUA